This is a messenger RNA of Drosophila mauritiana, 4056 nucleotides long. It is a transcript of the gene GluRIB, whose product is annotated as glutamate receptor 1. NCBI's taxonomy places the organism in Eukaryota, Metazoa, Arthropoda, Insecta, Diptera, Drosophilidae. The transcript is spliced from 17 exons. Gene Ontology annotation, molecular function: glutamate-gated receptor activity; transmitter-gated monoatomic ion channel activity involved in regulation of postsynaptic membrane potential. Gene Ontology annotation, cellular component: plasma membrane; postsynaptic membrane. The coding region runs from base 759 to 4046 and encodes 1095 amino acids. The record is from RefSeq and is a predicted model, not a curated record. Gene Ontology annotation, biological process: modulation of chemical synaptic transmission; synaptic transmission, glutamatergic.
UCAAACAGGACGAUUACGGCGGAAAGUCUCGAGGAUGCUGGCUCUCUAGCGGUCUAGGGAAAUCGGAAAAUCGGAAAAUCGAAAGACGGACCCCAACGAACUACAGAUCGGGCCCAAAAACCGAAAUCGAGUCGAGUGUUAAAAGAAACCGCUGGGCAAAAAAAAAAAUAAAAUAAAAAAGGAGGAAAAGAUAAAGCUAAGCAAAAAGAAAACCGAGCGCGCAUUAAGUGAUAAUAAAGUAGCGGCAAUCAUUUUAAAAAUUGUGUGCCAGCUUAUGCAAAUGUAAAAGUCGCUUAAGAGCCAAUUCCCAAAUAUUUCUCAAGUUUCGCCCCAAAGAAAAAAAAUCGAAGAAAAAGCUAAGCAAGAAAAGCCGCAAUUUAAGUGUGCUGUGUGUGACCAAACAACUUACAAAGCCACCAACAAAACCAAAAAAAAAAAAAAAAAGUAAAGGACCAAGGAAAAAUAAAUCUGAAGGAGUGGAAGGAAUUGUAAGCCGCAAAUGAACAGCGACAAAUGCUCGGCCCUCUUUUUUGCAGCACAAAUUAUGCAAAUGCUGCGCUAAGUGCGGCAAAAUGCUCGCAAUGCCAGCGACGACAAGCUACAACUACAACUACAACUGCAGAAAAUAAGCGGAAAAGCAGAAUUAGCAGCAGCAACAACAACAAGAGGAGUCCUGUUCCGCAGGAAUAGCAAGGAUAUAGCAAUAUAACAACAAGGCAGCACCGCCAGCAUCAGCAGCAGUAUCAACGGGCUGCAAAAUGCGCUUUGGCUUAAAGUUGAGCUGCCUUUGGCCAAGCUUUUUAUUAUGGCUAACAUGGAGCAGUGGCGGCGGUGGAGGUAGUUGGUGGGGAGUCAGCGCACAGCCAUCAUUAACCGAGAAAAUCCCAUUAGGUGCCAUUUUCGAGCAGGGAACCGACGAGGUGCAAUCGGCCUUCAAGUACGCGAUGCUCAAUCACAACCUGAACGUCUCAUCCCGACGAUUCGAGCUGCAGGCCUACGUGGAUGUGAUCAAUACGGCGGAUGCCUUUAAAUUGUCACGACUGAUUUGCAAUCAGUUCUCAAGGGGCGUAUACUCGAUGCUGGGAGCCGUUUCGCCCGACUCCUUCGACACGCUGCACUCCUACUCGAAUACCUUCCAGAUGCCAUUCGUGACGCCCUGGUUUCCCGAGAAGGUGCUUACGCCAUCGUCUGGCUUCCUCGACUUUGCCCUCAGCAUGCGCCCGGAUUAUCAUCAGGCCAUCAUUGAUACAAUACAAUUUUAUGGCUGGCGCAAAAUAAUUUAUCUCUACGAUUCCCACGAUGGUCUGCUGCGCCUCCAGCAAAUAUACCAGGGCCUGCGGCCCGGCAACGAGUCCUUCCAAGUGGAGCUGGUCAAGCGCAUCUCUAAUGUCAGCAUGGCCAUCGAGUUCCUGCACACGCUGGAGCAGAUCGGCCGAUUCGAGAACAAGCACAUCGUCCUGGACUGCCCCACGGAAAUGGCCAAGCAAAUACUCAUCCAGCAUGUGCGUGAUUUGCGACUGGGCCGUCGCACCUACCACUAUUUGCUGAGUGGUUUGGUCAUGGACGAUCGCUGGGAGAGCGAGAUAAUCGAAUUUGGCGCCAUUAACAUCACGGGCUUCCGCAUCGUGGACACGAAUCGGCGGCUGGUCCGUGAGUUCUACGACAGCUGGAAGCGCUUGGACCCCCAGAUGAGUGUGGGCGCUGGCCGUGAAUCGAUUUCGGCCCAGGCGGCGCUAAUGUACGAUGCCGUUUUCGUCCUGGUGGAAGCGUUCAACAAAAUCCUGCGCAAGAAGCCCGACCAGUUCCGGAACAAUGUGCAGCGUCGCAGUCAGACGCUGAUGGUGGCCCAGGCGGCGGCCUCCACGUCCAGCGAUGGCUACAACUACAGCGCCAGCGGUGGAGGUGGUGGCAAUGGUGGUGCGGGCGGUGGAUUCGCUGGUAGCGAUUCCGGAGGAUCCGGUGGCAUGGCCUCGCGAGCACUGGACUGCAAUACGGCCAAGGGCUGGGUGAAUGCCUGGGAGCACGGCGAUAAAAUAUCGCGUUAUUUGAGAAAGGUGGAAAUCGAGGGCCUAACCGGGGACAUCAAAUUCAACGAUGACGGCAGACGCGUCAAUUACACGCUGCACGUCGUCGAGAUGACAGUAAACAGCGCCAUGGUCAAGGUGGCCGAGUGGAAUGACGAUGCCGGACUGCAGCCCCUAAAUGCCAAGUACGUACGAUUGCGUCCGCACGUGGAGUUCGAGAAGAACCGGACCUACAUCGUGACCACUGUCCUGGAGGAGCCCUACAUCAUGUUGAAGCAGGUGGCCUUCGGUGAGAAGCUGCACGGCAACAAUCGGUUCGAGGGAUACUGCAAGGACCUGGCCGAUCUGCUGGCCAAGGAGCUGGGCAUUAACUACGAGCUGCGCCUGGUCAAGGAUGGCAAUUACGGCUCGGAGAAAUCCAGUGCCCAUGGCGGCUGGGACGGAAUGGUGGGUGAGCUGGUGCGCAAGGAAGCGGAUAUUGCGAUUGCCGCCAUGACGAUUACCGCCGAACGCGAACGUGUCAUCGACUUUAGCAAGCCGUUCAUGUCGCUGGGCAUCUCCAUCAUGAUUAAGAAGCCAGUGAAGCAGACGCCCGGCGUGUUCAGCUUCAUGAAUCCUUUAUCACAGGAAAUUUGGGUAAGCGUCAUCUUCAGUUACAUCGGCGUGAGCAUCGUGCUAUUCUUUGUGUCGCGCUUCUCGCCACAUGAAUGGCGCCUCGUGCAACAGCAGCCGCAGCAAUCACAGUCGCCAGAUCCGCAUGCACAUCACGAACAGCUUGCCAAUCAGCAGCCGCCCGGCAUCAUCGGAGGUGCACCACUGCCCGCUCCUCCGGGACCACCCACUCCGGGCGCCCAGACGGCAGCAGGAGCAGCUGCCCUGCAGGCGGCCCUCUCCGCCGGAAGUCCCGGUUCCGGAAGCUCCUCCUCGGCGGCGGUGAACGAGUUCAGCGUGUGGAACUCCUUCUGGUUCUCGCUGGCCGCCUUCAUGCAGCAGGGAUGCGAUCUGUCGCCGAGGUCCGUGUCCGGACGAAUUGCAGCCGCCUCGUGGUUCUUCUUCACCCUGAUACUCAUCUCCUCGUACACGGCCAACCUGGCCGCCUUCCUCACCGUGGAGCGAAUGGUCACGCCGAUCAAUUCACCGGAGGACCUGGCCAUGCAGACGGAGGUGCAGUACGGCACUCUGCUGCACGGCUCCACGUGGGAUUUCUUCCGGCGCUCCCAAAUCGGACUCCACAACAAGAUGUGGGAGUACAUGAACUCGCGCAAGCACGUCUUCGUGCCAACCUACGAUGAGGGGAUCAAACGUGUGCGCAACUCCAAGGGCAAGUACGCCCUCCUGGUGGAGUCACCCAAAAACGAGUAUGUGAACGCCCGCGAGCCCUGCGACACAAUGAAAGUGGGCCGCAAUCUGGAUACAAAGGGAUUUGGCAUCGCCACGCCGCUCGGUUCGGCGCUCAAGGACCCCAUCAAUCUGGCCGUGCUGACGCUAAAGGAGAACGGCGAACUGAUCAAGUUGCGGAACAAAUGGUGGUACGAAAAGGCGGAAUGCAGCACCCACAAGGACGGUGAGACCUCGCACAGCGAACUAUCGCUGAGCAAUGUGGCCGGGAUAUUCUACAUCCUGAUUGGCGGCCUGCUCGUCAGCGUGUUCGUGGCCAUCCUGGAGUACUGCUUCCGCAGCAGGGAUUCGCGUUCCGCGUCCAGUGGUUCCGGCAUGGGCUUGGGCAUGGGACUGGGCAGCGGCAUGAGUGGCGGCAGUCUGGGUAAGGCCAAUGGAUCCAUGAUGCUGGGUCCGUCGAGCGCCGUGCCCGGCGGGAUGCCGUCCUCACAUCAAAGGAGCACGCUGACGGACACCAUGCACGCCAAGGCGAAAUUGACCAUUCAAGCGAGUCGCGACUAUGACAACGGACGCGUCGGGUAUCUCAAUUGCGCCUCGUUGCAGUACUAUCCGCCCGCCCAGCUCUCGGCCACGCCCCCCGACGCCGGGGACUCCCUGCACAUGAACGCCCACGGGCAGGUCUGACAUGAGCAUG